This is a messenger RNA of Aspergillus affinis, 666 nucleotides long. Its product is annotated as putative DSBA family oxidoreductase. Gene Ontology annotation, molecular function: glutathione transferase activity; glutathione peroxidase activity. The transcript has 5 exons. The coding region runs from base 1 to 666 and encodes 221 amino acids. The record is from RefSeq and is a predicted model, not a curated record. Gene Ontology annotation, cellular component: peroxisome; mitochondrion. Lineage: Eukaryota; Fungi; Ascomycota; Eurotiomycetes; Eurotiales; Aspergillaceae. Gene Ontology annotation, biological process: glutathione metabolic process.
AUGGGCAAGAAAAUCGAAUGCUAUCUUGACUGCGUGUCGCCAUACAGUUUCUAUGCUUUCUCCUAUUUGCAGAAGAAUUCAGCUGCAUUGGCGGAUUUGGGUGUCGAUAUUGAGUACAUCCCCGUCUUCUUAGGGGGUAUUAACGUGGGCAGCGGAAACAAACCCCCAUGGACUCUACCCGCGAAGGCUGCAUAUUCGAAAUUCGACGGCCAGCGAGCUCAGAAAUACUUCGGACAUAAAUUCGAAGUACCAUCAUUCUUCCCGAUUCUCUCGCUUUUGCCUCAACGCGCCCUCACCUACAUCAAACAAACCCACCCAAAGGAAAAACUCGAAUCCGCAUUCCAAUCCUGUUUCGACACGAUGUGGAACGGCCAUAUUGAUAUCUCCAAGCCCGAAAACCUCGCCAUAGCCCUGUCGAAGUCAUUCUCCUCAAGCUCGGACGUUGAGGCCAUUCUAUCCGCCGCCACCAGUCCCGCGAUCAAGGCGGAGUUGGCGACGACGACGGAGCGCGUUGUGAAGGAGCAGGGCGCGUUCGGUUGUCCGUGGUUUUGGGUGGUGAAUGGGGAAGGAAAGGGGGAGCCGUUCUUUGGGAGUGAUCGAUUUCAUUAUAUGUGGGAUUACUUGGACCUGCCAUUUCAGGAUUUGAAGUUGAGGGCGAGGAUGUAG